AUGUCUCAUCAUCCGGCUCUGCGUACUGAAGCGGCUGUACCGUCGCGUCGUUCGCAUGAGCAAAGCUCUCCACCAUUCUUCCAACCAGCAUUAACUUCGUCGGACGAGCCGUACAGUACCAAGAGAAGCGAACUAUCCUUCCAGCUGUACGACCCGACGUCGACAUUCUCAAGCGUCAACUACAACCACAGCACGCGCGCUAUAGGCCACAUGGUUCGCCUUGGGACAACGGCACAGAACUACGGCCAGGAGGAUUACGUCAAGAGGAAUCUAGGCGAUUGGGUGGAAGUGUUCAAUUGCUUGGGCUCUGCCGAACAGAAGACACGUCAGCUUCUGGGAGACCUUCAGACUCUGACGCUGCCUCGCCCUCGCGGCUCGGGAGUUGGGGCUUAUCCUGUCAAUCCCAUCGACGUCUCGACGACUUCAGGAUCAUCUUCUCCCUUCGCUGGAGACACGAAUCCGCUUGGCGUGGGGCAGUAUGCUGCUUUGUCCUUGAUUAACGCGUCGUCCCUCGAUGGAAGCAUGGGAGGCUAUGUGGCCAGGAGGGAGGCAAUGGAGGGCGAGUACCACGUUGCGGGAAGCGCCAGGCGAGCCAAGCAGGCGCAGAUCAUCGACGGCUUGCUUGACACGAGCAGCUUCGCCACUGCAGGAGGCAAGCAUCUUACGAAGGACGAUGAUGUGUACAAUCUGUGUGUCGAGGUCGAGAACCUGGCCAAGUCUGGAAUUAGGCGACUGCACACGCUCGACUCCAAUUUCCACAAGGCCGAUGGAACAUGGGCGAGCGUCGUUUCCAACAUCAGCCAGAGCACCGGCACGCUAUACUACGCCGUAUCCACGACUGCGGAGAUCCUAGGCGGCAUCGUCAAUGGCAUAGACAACGGCCCGAACAAGAUGGUGCUGGGCGGGAUUGAAAGAUCGCUGCAGAAAGCUGCUGCUUAUCUACAGGCGAAAAUGGAAGAUCCGACUGGUACGAUGACUACGGUCGAUAAAGCGCGCGCUGCAGCUGAAGAUCUGCGCCAUAACGCGCAUAUGAUCUUGAUGGCGUAUAUCGAGCUAGCAGCCAUCGUCCAGGAGAUACUGACGACGCGUCGCCGCGGACGGCUCCUGCCCGACGCGACAAAGGAGCGCAUCGCCCAGUUCUUCUACUCGUUUGGUCGGCAUUUCGACACUUUGCCGGGCGAUAGCAUCCAGCACACCGCUCAAGUGCAGUACAACGACUUUCAAAGCUCGCGCACCGGCACGAGGGCCGGCAUAACCUCGGACUUCUUCCCAGAGUUCGACUACAUCACACAGCUCGGUCACGCGGCUUCAGCAACCGAGAGUCACUGCGAGGCUCUCGUUCUCCUUCUUUGCUAUGCACACGAAGAAUCUCGGAUUAUCCAGCCUGUUCAGGAUGCGAUGAGGGCCGUCGCAGACUGCCUCGCUCUGCUAGCAAAGGCUAUCAGGGCGCUUCAAGACGUUUUUGACAGUAUCCGGCGGAUCAUCGCUUUGCCUGCUGGUAAACCCAACGACGAGCUCGCUGAGUUGUCGAGCGCCUAUCUCUUCGUCAUAUACGCCCUAAAGGCUGUGGGCACAGCGACAGAUAGCUCUGUAGAAGUGCUGUCCUCAGCGGAGCCGGCAGCGCUGGCCUCUAUCGCCUACCCUCCAGUCAUACAUUUCUUUCUCGUUCAGGUCAUCGGGACGCAGUGGAACGACCGGCUAUACGCUCUGGCGAAGCUUUCCCACUUCUUCCAGCGCAUUCAGGCGGAUAUUCGCCAUAUUGGCUCGCUCACCGUCCAGCUCCAGCUGUCGAUUGAGGGCAUGCAGGAGCGCUUCAGUGUCACCAAGAUGCUGGAAUACCGUGAGCUGAUCCCCGAACGGCGAUGGCAGGUGGAUCAGUUCCUCGCGAGGACUCUCGGCGAUCUCGAGCCGUGGAUCAACUACGCUCUUUUCCCCGAGUUCGACUAUAUUGCGCAGCUUGGGAGCGCAGCGUCAACUACAGCUAAUCACUGUGAGGCGCUCGUUCGUCACCUUUGGUAUGCGCGCGAAGAGGCGCAGAUCAUAUCUCCCGUUCGCGACUCGAUGCGAUCCAUCGCAGACUGCCUCGCGCGGUCAGGAAAGGUCAUACGCGUCCUACAGUAUAUCUUCCUUACAAUCCGGCGCAUCGUCUCCUCGCCUGCCGGGGAUCUCAAAGACGACCUUUCUGAGCUAUCAGCCGCGUAUAAUUCCACCUUGGAUGUCUUGAAAGACCCAGGCAGCGCGACAGAGCGCUCUGUCGAAUCUCUGACCAAAUCGGAACCCGAAGCGCUCGCGUCCAUCGCAUACCCUCCCGUUUUACACUUCUCCUCGUCCAAAUCAUCGGAUCGCAGUGGAGCGAUCGUCUAUCUCCGCCACAUCGGAUCGCUCACAAUUCAGCUCCAGCUCGCCAUCGAGAGCAUGCAGCAGCGUUUCAGCGUCUCCAAGAUGCUGGAAUAUCGCGAAUUGAGCGCUGAGCAGCUGGUAGAACUCGACCAAUUCAUUGGUAGGACUGCCGUCGCGCUUGAGAUGCGAGUGAACCACAUACAGUCCCAUGAAAGGGCUGUCCGCAAAUACAAUGCGCCUGUACUACAGGAUUGGAUGGGUGGGGCGCACGUCCGACCGCAAUGA
Molecule: messenger RNA, 2625 nt
Organism: Schizophyllum commune H4-8
Lineage: Eukaryota; Fungi; Basidiomycota; Agaricomycetes; Agaricales; Schizophyllaceae
Exons: 13
Coding region: 1-2625 (874 amino acids)
Source: RefSeq, a predicted model, not a curated record